Ceutorhynchus assimilis (cabbage seed weevil) is the source of this 327-nucleotide messenger RNA. Lineage: Eukaryota; Metazoa; Arthropoda; Insecta; Coleoptera; Curculionidae. The record is from the annotation of a GenBank genome assembly.
AUGGGUGAAAAUGAUACAACCCCCGUCGCUGCCCUCCAAGAAUUGGCAGUGAAAGGGGGUUUCCGCAAACCCUAUUACGAAUUGAUGUCCCAAUCAAUUGGAUCUGAUACGGAUACGAGCCGAUUCCAGUGCUUAGUCACAGCUGCUGGAAUAAAAGCUUCUGGAAGUGGCUGGUCUAAACAAACCAGCAAAAACCAGGCAGCACAGAGGGUCUUGAUGAAGAUGGGCAUUGAAGUACCAUACGAAACUCCAGCGACCUUCUUCUUCAAGAUGGCUUCAAGGGCUUCGGAGGAAGCUCUAAAGCGUGAAAAAAGUAAAUAUUUAUAA